UCACUUCAGGCAGGCCCAUCACUGACAAAUAACUGACUUCAUUUGUUUUAAUGUGUUGCACAGUCAUUUUGGACUGUUCUCGCCCAAAAUAAGAUGUUUAAUAAGGAACAGUAAACGGAAUAAGACUAAAAUAACCCCAAUAUUUUGAAGCGGACCGCGGUUUUAAUACUCGCCCUAGCUGAACACUUCUAGAAGUUUUACCCACGAUCCCCUGCGUGCUCAACAUGGAGGAACUGACGGUGGAGGUUCGUGGCUCCAAUGGAGCUUAUUACAAGGGCUUCGUCAAAGACGUUCAUGAUGACUCACUCUCCAUUUCAUUUGAAAACAACUGGCAACCAGAAAGACAAGUCCCCUUUAGUGAUGUCCGCUUGCCACCUCCAGCUGAUGGCAAGAAGGAGAUCGGUGAAGGAGCAGAAGUGGAGAUCUACUCGCGAGCGAAUGAACAGGAGCCAUGCGGCUGGUGGCUGGCGAAAGUACGAAUGAUGAAGGGAGAUUUCUAUGUGAUAGAGUAUGCUGCGUGUGAUGCAACGUACAAUGAAAUUGUUACUUUCGAACGCCUUCGACCGGUGAACCUCAACAAAGCCGUGACGAAAAACACUUUCCACAAGUGCACUGUUCCCGUUCCUGACGACCUGAAAGAUGCUUGUACAAAUGAGAACGCUCACAAGGACUUUAAAAAGGCCAUUGGGGCAAGUCGGAUAGUUUACAGCCCAGAGACUGGCAACCUGGUCAUACUGUCUGUUUGUGAGUCCACUGUGAAGCGGGUUUCUCUACUGAGUGAUAUGCACUUAAGAAGCAUCCGUACCAAGCUCAUGCUCAUGUACAGGAACGAGGAAGCCACAAAGCACUUGGAGAGCACAAAACAGCUGGCCUCAGCCUUCCAAGAGGAGUUCACUGUGAGGGAGGAUCUCGUGGGCCUUGCCAUCGGCAGCCACGGCAGCAACAUCCAGCAGGCCAGGAAAGUACCAGGAGUUACAGCCAUUGAGCUGGAUGAAGAAAGUGGUACCUUCAGGGUGUAUGGUGAGACUGAAGAAGCAGUUAAGAAAGCAAGGAAUUACUUGGAGUUCCUUGAAGAGUCUGUACAAAUCCCUAGAAACCUAGUUGGCAAGGUUAUUGGCAAGAAUGGCAAGGUCAUUCAGGAGAUCGUAGACAAGUCUGGAGUGGUCCGGGUACGAAUCGAAGGCGACAACGACAACAAACUUCCCAGACAAGAAGGAAUGGUCCCAUUCACAUUUGUUGGUACUAAGGAGAGCAUCGGCAACGUGCAAGUCCUUCUAGAGUACCACAUUUCCUACCUAAACGAGGUGGAGCAGCUGAGGCUGGAGAGGCUGCAGAUUGAUGAACAGCUGCGGCAGAUCGGGCUGGGCUACCGGUCCGUUCCUGGCCGUCCUGCAGAAAAGGAUAAGGGCUACAACACGGACGAGAGUGCGUCCAAUGCCCCUCUGCACUCCAGCCGCUCCUACGCUGGCAGGGGGCGCGGCCGCAGGGGGAUGCACUACACUUCAGGUUACGGCACAAACUCUGAGCACUCAUACGCCUCUGAGACCGAUUCGGAGCGCAAGGAUGAGCUGAGUGACUGGUCCCUGGCAGGGGAAGAGCCGGAUCGAGGAGUCCGGCCGCAGAGAGACAGCCGGAGGCGACCUCUAGUGGGGCGGGGUCGUGGAGGACCAGGACUGAGAGGUCGUGGAGCAGGGAGAGGAGGCACCAUGAGCUCAGUUCUGAGAGACCCUGACCGGAACCCCUACAGUCUUCUAGACAACACGGAGACGGACCAGACAGCAGACACGGAUGCGAGUGAGUCACAGGUGAACACGAACCGCCGUCGCCGCUCGCGCCGUCGCCGCACGGAUGAGGAUGCCACGCUUAUUGAUGGCAUGAGCGAGUCUGACAAUGCUUCGGUCAGCGAGAAUGGCCUAGAUGACUCUGAGGCUAAACCGCAGCGGCGUAAUCGUAGUCGCCGCCGCCGCUUCCGCCCUCCAGAGGAGAGGCAGCCAGUUACUGUGGCUGAUUACAUAUCACGAGCUGAAUCGGAAAGCAGGCAGAGAACACCGAGAGAUCUGAAGAAGAAUAAGAAAGAUAUGGGGCAGGUGGAGAGCAUAGCAGAGCACAGUGUCUCUAAUGCGGUGAGCAACGGCCCCAGCGCCAAUGGAGACGAGCAGAAAAAAGCAGCACGAGCUUCCACAGAGAAAAACACCCCCAAUACCUCCGGUGAGGGGGAAAAGCCUGCUGUUAAUGGACUCUCCUAAGCAGUUUGCUCUAUUCUUUUUCUUGUUUUACUUUUUUCAGAAAAAGUCAUAACCUUUACAUUUUUACAAUAGUGCUUGUACAAGCUUGCCAAAGAUAGACAUACGGACUUCCAGAUUUUCUACUGCACUUUUCCGUUCCUUCACCAUGGAACAGGUAGGAGGGGAGGAAAGAUAAAAAAAAAAAAAAAAAAAAACACAAAGACAAAAAAGACGAGCCCUGAAGAGACGAAACCUGAAACUUGAUUCACAUCUAAGUAAGUUUAAAACAUGAUCAGAUGUUGUGCCUUCAGAGAGUAGAUUCACCCGUAAAGUGGCCGGCUGUAGGGAAAAUAAGGUAAUAAAAUGGGAAGAUCCCAGAUAUCUGAAUUUUGAAGAGAAGAGAGUUAGCUGCAUUUUGUUUUAAUAUGCAACCACUUCAUACAUCAAGGAGGGGAAGGAAAUUUAGUAAACCCAGUCUGGAAAAGAGGAUGUUAUUGCACUGAACUGUAAUUCCUUUCCCUUAAGAAUAAUGUUCUAACUGGUCUGUUUGUUCAUUUUAAAUGGUGUAUGGAAAAACACUCCAUGUGACUAUCGGAAAGAUCAAAUUUGUUCUGAUUCAUCACCUGUCAGGCUGUAACAAUGAUGACAGUGACUGUUUAGCAAACAGAGCCUUGUUUUGGUUUAUUUAUUUUUAAAUGUACAGUAUUUAAAAGAAGAAAAACAAAAACAAAAGCAGUUAUUCUUUUAACACUAAACUGGCUGCCUGAACGUAUUUGCACGCAGGUGACAAUUUGGACUACUGAAAGAACGACUUCCAGAUUUUCUGUUCUGUAAACUACGUUUGAGUCCUUAUUUCUUUCUUUUAUUUCUUUUUUAAUGAUCAUUCUGGUUGUUUGAUGUGCAAUAUGUUUUGUAUGCAGUUAGUUCUUGAAUAAAAGUUUGAUCUUCCAGUCA
Messenger RNA from Astyanax mexicanus (Mexican tetra), 3179 nucleotides. RefSeq names its product FMR1 autosomal homolog 1 (gene fxr1). Gene Ontology annotation, molecular function: protein homodimerization activity; translation regulator activity; mRNA 3'-UTR binding. NCBI's taxonomy places the organism in Eukaryota, Metazoa, Chordata, Actinopteri, Characiformes, Acestrorhamphidae. The transcript has 17 exons. Gene Ontology annotation, biological process: regulation of modification of synaptic structure; regulation of mRNA stability; negative regulation of translation. The coding region runs from base 225 to 2246 and encodes 673 amino acids. The record is from RefSeq and is a predicted model, not a curated record. Gene Ontology annotation, cellular component: dendritic spine neck; membrane; postsynaptic density.